Enterobius vermicularis (human pinworm) is the source of this 726-nucleotide messenger RNA. The record is from the annotation of a GenBank genome assembly. NCBI's taxonomy places the organism in Eukaryota, Metazoa, Nematoda, Chromadorea, Rhabditida, Oxyuridae.
CUGUUAUAUUCGCUGUUGACCGGUCUCGCUGGUUGGGGCUUAUCGGAUGCCGUCAACAAUGGUGAUGCGUCACACUAUAACAGCUGCGAACUUGAAGCACAAGGCAAAAUUCGAGCAGAUGAUCGUAAAAUCAAGUUCGAAGGCGGACAUGCUACAGUUAUCAUCGAGGAUUCUACAUCCUAUCAUUGUUCUUUUGGACUGUAUACAGAGGAACUUAAAUUCUCCUAUACGUGGAGGAAAUUUACGUUGAUAAUUGACUUGGUACUUUAUGUUACGCUUAUUAUUGCCAGUAUUCUUCUGCUUAUUGGUAUUGCAACAUACUUUGAAUGGUUGCUACUUCCAUGGAUCUUUUUGAUGGCAUUUGAUAUUAUCAGAGGAAUCAUAUCUGUUAUAUUUAUAUUCAUUGUUGCACAUUGGAAUUUGGCUCGAAUUGCAACAGGGAUUUUCUUCCUUGGAUUACAGUUCUUCCAUAUAUCUAUAUUGAUGAUUAUUAUUGCCAAAUUUCAACGGAUUCAUAACCAUAAUAUGGGAAAUGUGAUUGACGAAAAAGAGUUGCAGUACGAUGCACGAACUCGAGGCUACCCGACGUUGCCAUCAAAUUACGCCUAUUCACCGCCGUUAAGACGAGAUAUGAAUUAUCUGGAUGUAAGGGAUCCACGGUCAUAUGAUGCAGCAACCAUCUACAGACCUCAACAAUCAGUAAUUCAACCUCAUUACUAUCGCUAA